UCCACUCCUCACUGUGCGGGGAUACAGGUCUCUCGCUCAUUUGUCAUGGCGUCAGCCGCGUUCUUGAUUUACAGCGGGUGCAUGCCUCUGAUCAAAAUGUUCCUCACGAUAUUCUUUGGCUUCGUACUCGCCAAGAAGGAUCUCUUUCCCCCAGCGGCGUCCAGGGGAGCGUCGCAAGUUACGAUGAACAUCUCCCUCCCGUGUCUUAUCUUCGCGAACAUCGUCCCGGCAUUCACUCCCGCCAAUGUAGCGGCUAUUGGUCCGCUCAUGCUUCUUGCGUAUACUUACCAGAUACUCGGAUUUAUAUUCGGGUACAUAAUUCGCGAGAUCUUUUACGUCCCGCGCAAUUUCUGGCAAGGUAUAGUGAUUAUGUGUGGGAUGACCAACUCCAUUGUAACUAGCGUUACUACUCAGGCUCCGUUCGACCCCAACACAGAUCCCGAACUGGGAGUAUCUUUCGUGUCAAUAUUCAUCGUGUCGUAUCAUAUCACCUUUUGGGUUUUCGGGGGCGCGAAGUCGCUAAGCUGGGAUUACUUACCCGGAGUGCCUCAAGGAGAAGAGGCAGAGUGCCGUGUGUCCUGGAAAGAGAAGCCAAUCGGCGGUUGGAUCGCGCGGACGAUUCUUCGUCGUGACCCGCAUACUCAAACGCCAGCACAGGGCAAAGAGAAGGAAACAUUACAUACGCCUGACAUCGCUACGUUGGAGAACGAGAUACCCAUAGAUGCCAAGGAGACACCCGCUUUCGAGAAGCAUCCUAACGCAGAUCCGGACAUACAGCUGGUCAGACAGACAUCUCGUCUAUCUUCCACUUCCUUCCGUUCAAGACGGCUGUCUUCUGGCCAGCCCCAACUCCCAACUUUCAGACCACAGCCUCAACCGCCCUUCAGCGCCCGCUUCUUCGUCGCACCACUUCUGCUUAGAGUAUUUAAGCCUGUAUCUGCCGUCAUCACUCCGGUUACAGCCACACUGGCUGUUUCUCUGCCCAUCGCACUGGUCAAUCCACUGAAAGCCCUCUUCGUCCCUGUCUCAGGCGGACCGUCAUGGACUGGUCCCGACGGAAAGCCGCCUCUUGCCUUUAUCAUCGAUACAGCUACCUUCCUCGGAUCAAUCGCCAUCCCGUUGGCCUUGAUUCUCCUCGGGGCGUCAUUCGCGCGUCUCCGCAUACCCCGCCCCAUCUCCCGCCUCCCCAUCCCCGCGAUGCUCGCUGUGUCAGCGGCGAAGAUGUUCCUGCUUCCUGUCAUCGGCGUCAUUAUCGUCCAAGCCAUGGUGCACGGCGGCCUCAUAGACCGAAACGCUAGAGCCGAAAAAUUCGUGGGUAUGCUGCUGAGCGGCACCCCCGCUGCGGUGAAUCAACUGAUCGUUGCCUCGCUGUAUGCCCCCGAUGGGGAUGUUGAUACCCUUUCAGCGUUCCUGCUCGUUCAGUAUGUCCUGAUGUUCUUCUCAUCUGCCGCAUUAACAGCGGUCGCACUUCUUCUAUCGUGAAUGUCCAUGCUGAUGCACAUGGAAACAUCGGCCUUAUACGUCUACACAUCUCAGCUUCUAGACUGCAAAAUUACACUACUGCACGAUUCUUACGGUCGGUACGAUUCACUAGAAGUUCGGUCUCGCAAGGAACCGGCCAUACUAGAUGCGACAAAUACUGUAUACAUAGAGAUAAUGUAUUGCUACAGACCGUUCGUGUACACUGUAGAUGUAAUGCGGAUCAUGACAGGUCGUGACAUGUCAUAGACUACAGACAAAGACUCAUGACAGACCGGACCAC
Messenger RNA from Gloeophyllum trabeum ATCC 11539, 1762 nucleotides. RefSeq lists its product as uncharacterized. Gene Ontology annotation, biological process: transmembrane transport. The record is from RefSeq and is a predicted model, not a curated record. Gene Ontology annotation, cellular component: membrane. The coding region runs from base 46 to 1482 and encodes 478 amino acids. The transcript is spliced from 11 exons. Lineage: Eukaryota; Fungi; Basidiomycota; Agaricomycetes; Gloeophyllales; Gloeophyllaceae.